GGAGAUGAUAGCCUCAUUCAAAAUGGUGAGGCUAAAACUGUGCAGUCUGGCAGUAAUGUGGAUAAUGUAAUGAGCACUCUUAGAGUGUUCUUCACGAGGAAGAAGAACUCUCCCCCUACUUUUGAUCUGCAAUUUGAUGGCAACCAUUGGGGCACAGUUGAAACUUCAAGCGAAGAUAUCGUUUUUUAUGAAGCAGUUUACGUUGCAAAGGGAAGUGAAACAAGUGUCUGUGUUGCUCAGACGGCACCAAAUCAAUUCCCUUUUAUAUCAGCACUUCAGGUGCGAAGCUUGGGCUCUAACAUGUACAGCCAUGUCGAUGCUCAAUUUGCUUUGUUCUUGAAAGCUAGGGUUGCUUAUGGUGCAAACACUACUAUAAGGGCUCCGGAUGAUGUUUAUGAUCGAAUGUGGGUUCCAGCAGCCAUUGGAAAUGGAUUAAAUAAGGUCACAAGUGAUGCAUUAUUCAUCGAUGUGAAUGUAGCAGAUGAUCCUCCACAGGCUGCAGUGCAGAAUGCAAUUACCACUUCAAGCACAUCUGAGUAUAUAAUUCUGGGCACUAAAUUUUUGCCAACGGAGGGAGUCUCUGUGUAUAUCAAUUUGUACUUUUCUGAAGUGUCUCAGCUCGAUUCAUCUCAGAACAGAUCCUUUCUGCUUUACAUAGACAACAAGCCUCAGUCGGCGACCAUUGUCCCUCCUUAUGGAAGUGUUUCCGAAUUUUACAUUAGCAACAUGACUGCCUCCUCAAACACUUCACUCUCCUUGGUGGCAACUAAUGAUUCAACGCUGCCUCCUCUCAUAAAUGCCAUGGAAGUUUUUCUCAUUAGUGAUCCACUAACAGAUGGGACUAACAGCAACGAUGUGGAAGGAUUAGCUUUGCUCCAAACUCAAUUCAGUGUUCUACAGGAAUGGAGCGGGGACCCUUGUCUUCCAGCUUCUUUUACAUGGGAUUGGGUCAAUUGUAGCACUGAUGCUACACCUCGCGUAACAGCACUGUAUCUCAAUGGAUUUGAUAUCUCAGGGCCACUUCCUGAUUUUAGUUCCAUGGAUGCUCUUCAGAUAAUAGAUUUGCACAAUAACAGCAUCAGUGGACCAAUACCUGAUUUCCUUGGCAAAUUUCCAAAUCUAGAACAAUUGAAUUUGGCUGAUAAUGGAUUCAGUGGAACUGUGCCUGCGUCAUUGUCACAGAAUAAAAACUUAAAAUUAGAUGUAUCAGGCAACCCAGAACUGUGUGUCUCUGGCAACUCAUGUCAGACGACAACCGAUGGAACUUCAUCGGUCACAGGAGGAAGAACGACGAAAAAGAAAAACAAGCUGCCUGUAGUUCUUGGCUCCUCUAUUCCAAGUUUUGUUGUAUUUUGUUCUAUUGUAGGAGCUGCUGCUGCAUGGCACCAUAGACGAAAAACAGCAGCCGUGGCUUCAGUCAGUGCAGGUCAAGCUGGUGGAGCCAGUAAGCCUAAUGGCACCCCACAUGGUGGGAAAACGGCUACACAAAUGGUUGGCAAAAUGGUUAAAGCAGUGAUCAAUGAGAUCAAAGACGACACCGAGGAACAAAUAACUUCAGAGAUCAAUAAUCAAAUUGAUGAGAUAGCACAGAAUAAUGCCCAACAACAGGAUGGGAAUAACGCUUGAUUUCUCUUUCUUCUUCAACUUGUCUUUCAUGCAAAGUGGA
Molecule: messenger RNA, 1666 nt
Organism: Mangifera indica (mango)
Lineage: Eukaryota; Viridiplantae; Streptophyta; Magnoliopsida; Sapindales; Anacardiaceae
Product: putative leucine-rich repeat receptor-like protein kinase At2g19210
Exons: 8
Coding region: 70-1626 (518 amino acids)
Molecular function (GO): protein binding
Source: RefSeq, a predicted model, not a curated record